Coregonus clupeaformis (lake whitefish) is the source of this 2791-nucleotide messenger RNA. RefSeq names its product homeobox protein Meis3. Bases 255 to 1625 code for a protein of 456 amino acids. Gene Ontology annotation, biological process: positive regulation of cell population proliferation; animal organ morphogenesis; brain development. Gene Ontology annotation, molecular function: DNA-binding transcription activator activity, RNA polymerase II-specific; RNA polymerase II cis-regulatory region sequence-specific DNA binding. Lineage: Eukaryota; Metazoa; Chordata; Actinopteri; Salmoniformes; Salmonidae. The record is from RefSeq and is a predicted model, not a curated record. The transcript has 13 exons.
AGAGACCCCGUCGUGUUUUGACCCCCCAAACAACUCCCAACCACCAUCUCUCCCCACAUCGUCUCUGCCUCGCUCAAUGUUUAAAGCAACAUCACUCAAGUCGCUGUGACAUUUUCCAGCCUGUCGCGACAGUCCAUGGACAGCGAGAACGACCAAAAAGGACGCUAUUUCUCCUCACCAAGCAUCUCGCCUGCGAGCCGGACCCAAAAAACAUAACGUGCGGACCUACCAGAGCGCUCUCGAAACCGCAGCCCAUGCCUGAGAGUGACUAUAGCCUACACGUCAAAUAUAAUCUGGAUACAGGAGGCAGAACGCCUGCGCUGGACAGCGGGUCUGGUCUCAUCCUUCCCGGAGUAGGGGAUUGGCUUCCGUGUCGCAUGGAUAAGAGGUAUGAAGACUUGGUGCACUACUCAGGGUCAGAGGGCAUGCCCAUGGGGGGGUAUGGAGAGGCCAUGAGGUCACUGCCCCCCCCUCACUAUGGCCACACUGUCCCAGAUUCCCUCAAACACCACAGGGACCAGAUCUAUGGUCAUCCCCUGUUUCCAUUGCUGGCCCUGGUGUUUGAGAAGUGUGAGCUGGCCACCUGCUCCCCACGGGAUGUCACAUCCUUCUCAGUCCCGCCCCACCUCCAAGGCCUGACCAAUCACAGUGAUGUAUGCUCCUCAGACUCCUUCAACGAUGACAUCGCAGCCUUCGCCAAACAGAUUCGCUCAGAAAAGCCCAUUUUUUCUACAAAUCCUGAACUGGACAAUCUGAUGAUCCAGGCCAUCCAGGUACUACGUUUCCACCUGUUGGAGCUGGAAAAGGUUCAUGACCUGUGUGAUAACUUCUGUAAUCGCUACAUCACCUGCCUGAAGGGCAAGAUGCCCACAGACCUGAUUCUGGAUGACAGGGAGGGCGGGUCCAAGUCCGACGUGGAGGAUUUCACUGGCUCCUGCACCAGUCUGUCAGAGCAGAAUCAGUCGUGGUUGCGGGACCCAGAUGACUGUGCGUCCACUCCACUAGGGACACCUGGCAUGUCGUGUGGCCUGCCUUCACACAGCACAGACAACUGCAGCGAUACGGGGGAUGGUUUGGAUGGGGGCGUGGCCUCCCCCAGUACAGGAGAGGAGGACGAGACAGACCGAGACAGAAGGAACAACAAGAAGAGGGGCAUUUUCCCCAAACUGGCAACCAACAUCAUGAGGGCAUGGCUCUUCCAGCAUUUAUCGCACCCAUACCCCUCGGAGGAGCAGAAGAAGCAGCUGGCACAGGACACAGGACUGACCAUCCUGCAGGUCAACAACUGGUUUAUCAAUGCAAGACGGAGAAUAGUACAGCCCAUGAUUGACCAGUCAAAUCGCUCAGGUCAAGGUGAUCCUUACAGCCCAGAGGGAGCAGCACUGGGGGGCUACGGACUGGACGGCCAAGCCCACCUGGGUCUCAGGGCAGCAGGUCUUCAGGGGAUGCCAUCUCUUCCAGGAGAGUACCCCGGGGCCCUGCUGUCCCAGUCUGGUUACCCCCACGCCGGCCCGUCCCUGCACCCCUACCCCGGCCCCCACCCCGCCAUGCUGCUGCACCCGCCGCCCCACCCCCACCCCGCCGAUCCCCUCAUAGGCCAGGGUCUGGACAUACACGCCCACUAACUGAGAAGGAAGGGUGUGAAGGAGAGGGGAGAGAGGGGCCACCCUGGGGCUCACACACCCGCCACAUGCUAUCUAAAACAGCAUGGCGCAGUCCAAAUGUUUACAUUCCCGCUGUAAGACACUGACCUCCACAUAGUCACUCAACCCACUGUCUGCAACAUGCAUAAACUUCCCUUUAAAACCACCACUGGCCCCUCUUAUACCAUCAAUAACAUACUUACAUUCCAUCUCAGACGUAGACAAAGACAUACACCAUAUUGAGCCCUUGAGUGUGAGCCAAGCCCACUUCAGGGUGGAAGAGGCGAGCGUCCUCAGCCCCUUCCCGCUCUACAUACUCUAUGGUGACAGUGAGCUGUCUGACUCCCAGGAUAGUGCCCCCUCUAGGAGCACAGAGGAACACCCCACACGGACCACUGACCAGCCAACUUGCCUCUCUCCCACCUGGCCUACUGGCCAACCAAGCGGAAAGACGGAAGGAUACAGGUCAGACACACACCUCCCGAUCCGCCUGUGUCACCUUAACCUCCAUAACCCUCAACGCCCCCCCAGCCUUAUGACCUCACACAGCCCAGGCUUGAAGCGUUGUGUUCGGACAGGACGCCAGUGAUGCACUCUGACCUCUCUCCGCCACGCCGUCUUCCCACACUGACAACUGUCACAUACACCCACCUUAUUUAAUUUGAGUUUUUUUAAAAUCUAUUUUUGUAUUUAUAUGUCAGAGAGAUGCGACCUGACAAAAGUCCUGUGAACAGCGAUCUUCCAGGGCGUCACUUUGCAUGACUCUAGUACACUAUGAAUGAGCUCAAUUUGUCUCUCUCAGUUUGUUCAAGGACGUACCUUGGUUUGUUUAAAUACGUUGGAAUGAGUUGAUCACUUACCUCCUUAAGAUCCUGUCAGACAUGAAUAGUAGGGUUUACUUUGGGAUCCACAUCAUAGGCCAAACAGUGAACACACACACAAUCCUGUCGUACCAUUUCAUGGUCCAUGUUGUCUGCCAUUGGGUUUAAGGAGGACAGCCAAAGGACUUUACACAUGCUGCAUCUUCCUCAGUCCCUUAUGGGUCUCUGAUUUAAAAAAAUCUUUCCAAAUGUUGAUGACGAUAAUUGAUGAUAAUGAUGUUACAGUUAUGAUUAUGCUUAUAGUAUUAAAACCUUUCUUUUGUAAAA